UAAUGAUUUGUCAAAAGAGCCGAAUUGCGGUUUUACAGUUGCAAAGAGAAAAUUUGGUUUAACGAUAAUCCAGAGGUUUUUAAUUGGUUUUAAACAUUAAUAGUGUCAUUAUAGAAGUAGUUUGUGUAAGAUUUUACAGUUCUAUCAUCUAAAAUGUUGAUCAAAGUAAAGACUCUUACAGGAAAAGAAAUUGAAAUAGAUAUCGAACCUACAGAUAAAGUAGAACGUAUCAAAGAAAGAGUCGAAGAAAAAGAGGGUAUUCCUCCCCAACAACAGCGACUUAUCUUUUCUGGAAAACAGAUGAAUGAUGAAAAAACGGCACAAGACUAUAAAGUGCAGGGGGGAUCGGUACUGCAUUUGGUGUUAGCUCUGAGAGGCGGCGAACAAGAUCUCCUGUGAUUCUCAAACAAUUAUAACUUAAUUUAAUAUUUUCAUUUACUGUAUAAACAUAAUACUGAUUAAAAUAAUGUUACACACUUAUUUUUAAUCGCCAUGAA
Messenger RNA from Danaus plexippus (monarch butterfly), 497 nucleotides. RefSeq names its product NEDD8 (gene Nedd8). The transcript is spliced from 3 exons. Bases 154 to 399 code for a protein of 81 amino acids. Gene Ontology annotation, biological process: regulation of proteolysis; protein neddylation; modification-dependent protein catabolic process. Gene Ontology annotation, molecular function: protein tag activity; ubiquitin protein ligase binding. The record is from RefSeq and is a predicted model, not a curated record. Gene Ontology annotation, cellular component: cytoplasm; nucleus. Lineage: Eukaryota; Metazoa; Arthropoda; Insecta; Lepidoptera; Nymphalidae.